AUGUCAGAUACAGUCGAAAACAAAAUUGAUCCAGAACAACCAUCAAGAUUGAAGAAUAGUAAGAAUGUCGUUGUGGCGUUCAAACUCGAUGGGAAAAAUUACCCGCUGUGGUCGAGACUUAUGAAAGUCAAUAUAGGCGGUCGAGGUGCAUAUUCGCACAUCCGAAAAGAACCCCCAGAGCCAAGGAGCAAGGGGUACGAUGAUUGGGAGGAGGACGAUUUGGUGGUAUUCUCGUGGAUCGUCGACAACAUUGAAGAUGAAAUUAUUGCCUAUUUCGCUCACCAUCAAACAUCCAAGGCACUGUGGGAUAGUCUCGCAGUGACGUUCGAGAACAAGGCGGACAAAUACCUAAUAUACGACUUGGAGGAGAAAAUUAUAACGAUUAAGCAGGGAAAUAUGGACUUGGAGACGUAUUACCGAAGGAUCCAUGGGUUAUGGAUCAAUGUUGACCAAUGCCAUAAGAAGCCAAUCACAUGUUGUGAUAAGGGAGUCGACCAAUACCGAAUCUACUUGAACGAGAAACGGUUGUUCAAGUUCCUGGCCGGGCUAAACCCAGAGUAUGAUUCGAUCAAGAGGGACAUCCUCAAGGAGGAGCCUUACCCAAUCAGUAGAGUCGGCUUAUGGGUGGGUAAAGACGGAGGCGGCUCGACAACAGAUCAUGCCACCAACAUCGUCUUCCCCAAACCCCGAAACCGUCAGCGUGAAUACCGGGGAUACAUCAUCUGGGGAUGGCAUCGGGAGUGGGUUAGCUGCACAAAGCCAACGUCCAGCAUAUCGGAGUGGAGGACCACUGCGCCCCACCGCAGCUACCGGCCGACCGGGAAACCGACCGGACAAAUCAGGGCUGUGGUGCACUCACUGCCAGAAACCCAAACACACGUAUGA
Molecule: messenger RNA, 885 nt
Organism: Salvia splendens (bonfire salvia)
Lineage: Eukaryota; Viridiplantae; Streptophyta; Magnoliopsida; Lamiales; Lamiaceae
Exons: 1
Coding region: 1-885 (294 amino acids)
Source: RefSeq, a predicted model, not a curated record